This is a messenger RNA of Strongyloides ratti, 3384 nucleotides long. Its product is annotated as Guanylate cyclase. Lineage: Eukaryota; Metazoa; Nematoda; Chromadorea; Rhabditida; Strongyloididae. Bases 1 to 3384 code for a protein of 1127 amino acids. The record is from RefSeq and is a predicted model, not a curated record. Gene Ontology annotation, biological process: intracellular signal transduction; cGMP biosynthetic process; receptor guanylyl cyclase signaling pathway. Gene Ontology annotation, molecular function: guanylate cyclase activity; protein kinase activity; ATP binding. The transcript has 4 exons.
AUGUUAACAAAUUUUUAUGUAUUUAUUAUUUGUUACUAUUUUGUUAUAAUACAUAGCAACAAUAUUACUACAAUUAGUCCUGAAAUAAUCAAAUCAACACAUGAUACUAUUGAUACAUUAAAUUCUAGUACAAAUCAAAAUAAUGAAAUUAUUUCAACUAUUGAAACAAAAAAAUUAUCUGCUAAUGCAACUAUUAUGAGAAAAGGAAAAGGAAAAGUAAUAAAAGUUGGGCAUAUAGGUUCUACAAAUUCAAUGCCAAAUGCUGAACUUAUUUUAGAUAUGGCAAGAGAAGAAUUAUGGAAAGAUGGUAUAUUGGAUGAUGAAUUUGAUGUUGAAAUAAUACAAAAACGUGCAUGUGGUGAGUCUUUUGAAGGUGUUGCUGUAGCUGCAGAUAUGUUUCAUAUACAAAAUGUUAAAGCAUUUAUAGGACCAUAUUGUACUGCUGAAAUGGAUGCUGUAUCAAAAAUGGCUACAUAUUGGAAUGUUCCUAUUAUUGGUUAUAUGGCAACUUCAAAUAUUUUUUCAGAUAAAGUUAUAUAUAAAACACUUGCUAGAGUUUCUAUUAGAACAACAAAUUCAUUAGCUGUAGCAGUUGCUGCAAUGUUAAAACAUUAUCAUUGGACAAAUAUUGCUAUUGUAACAAAUACUGGUGUUAUAGCACUUGAGCGAUUACAAUCAUUUGAAGAAAACAUGCAUUUAGGAAAUAUAAAUAUUCUUAAAAAAAUAACAUUUGAUGAAAAUUCUGAUUCAAAACAAAUUGUUGAUAGUGGAUUAAUGCAAGAAAUUAAAAAUACAGCAAGAAUAAUUGUAUGUAUAUUUUCAAAGACUAGAGAUAUGUCAAAAGAAUUUAUGAAAGCAGUUGUAUCAUCAAAAUUAGAUACUAGUGAUUUUGUUUUUAUAUUUCCUUGGCUUCAGGCAGAAGCUAAAGAAUCAGCACCAUGGAUCAAUAGUGAUGGUAGUAUUGACAGUAGUGUAAAAAAAUUAUUUUCUAAUGGUAUUAUUGUUGAUGAUAUUAAUGGUUUUGAUGAUACUCUUGUUAAUCCAUUUAAAGAAAAAUUAAUUUCAAAUAAUUUAGAUAUAAAUGAACUUGAUUUGAAUAAUGUUUAUGGAUAUAUACAUUUGUAUGAUGCUUUAAAACUUUAUUCAUUAACAAUUCGUUCAAUUAUGAAUAAAACUAAAGGUGAUGCAACAGGAGCAAAUAAUGGAAAACUAGUAUGGAAUGAAAUGAGAAGAUUUUCAUUUCCUGGUCUUGUUAGUAAGGAAGGUGUUUCUGCUGGUUUAGUUCAAUUAGAUGAUAGAGCUGAGCGUGCUGCACAGUAUGGAGCUUUUUAUAUAAAUCCAGAUAAAGAUGAUGUUGUUAAGAUGAUUGAUAUGGAACCUGUUUUUUUAACUAAAUGUGAUGGUUUAAAAACUAAGACAGGAUGUUUUGAAUUAAAAGUCACUGAUAUUGUAACCUUAUUUUGGCCAUCUUCUGAUAAUACACUUCCUAAAGAUACUCCUGUUUGUGGAUUUAAAAAUGAAAAAUGUGAUUAUACAUUAAUUAUAAUAUUUGCAUCUAUUAUAUUAAUUAUAUUUAUUUUUAUUAUCUCUGGAAUAUUUAUAGCACGAAUAUUAGAAAAUCGUGCAUUAGCUAAUACACCUUGGAGAAUAUGGAGAGAUGAUGCAAGAGUUAUAACUGAAGAUGAAGUUAAAUCAAUGUUAUCUCUUGGAUCAUCAAAAACAAAAAUGUCAAAUAUGAGUAAAUUUGUUAAACAUCAUGCUUUGAUUGGUACUAAUACUCAUGCUUCAUUUCAUAUAUAUCCUCAAAAACGAUUAAUUACAUUUUCAAAAGAUGAUAUUCAAUUGUUUAAUCAAAUGAAACAAAGUGUACAUGAUAAUAUUAAUCCAUUUUUAGGAAUUUCAUUUAAUGAAAAAGAUGAAUUAUUAAUAUAUUGGAAAUUUUGUUCAAGAGGAACUGUUCAAGAUAUUAUUUAUAAUGAUGAAGUUGCAUUAGAUGAAAGUUUUCAUGCAGCUUUUGUUAGAGAUAUAACAUGUGGCCUUGAAUAUCUUCAUUUAUCACCUAUUCAAUAUCAUGGAAGUUUAACACCAUGGGCAUGUUUAAUUGAUAGAAAUUGGACAGUUAAAUUGACUGAUUAUGGAAUUUGUAAUCCAAUUGAAAAAUGGAUUAAGGAACAUUGUAUUGAUGAUGAAGUUGUUAAAGAGAGUGAAAAUAAAGCUGCAGCAAAACAAAGGACACAUAUUUUUUAUUGUGCACCUGAAAAUUUACAAAUGACUGAACAAAAUAAUAGAAGAGGUGAAAAUCAAAAUUGGAUAAAAACAACAUUAGCUAAAAAACAAGCAGGAGAUAUUUAUUCAUUUGGAAUGUUACUUUAUGAAAUACUUUUUAGAAGUCUUCCAUUUAAUGAUCAAACGUUACCAGAUGAAAUUAUAGAUGGUAAUAAAAAUGGUAAAAAUUAUAUAAAACCUACCAUACAAGAUAGAGGUAAAAUUCAUCCUGAUCUUUGUGCACUUCUUCUUGAUUGUUGGAAUCCAAAUCCUGAAGUUAGACCAAGUAUAAAAAGAGUUAGACUUAAUACAGAACAUUAUCUUAAGGUUAAAGGUUCACUUGUUGAUCAAAUGAUGCGUGUUAUGGAACAAUAUGCAAAUAAUCUUGAAAAAAUUGUUCAAGAACGUACUGGAUUACUUGAGGAAGCAAAUAAAAAAGCUGAUAAACUUUUAUCACAACUUUUACCAGGUUAUGUUGCUAAUGAAUUAAAAUUAGGAAGACCUGUUCCACCUAAAAACUUUGAACAAGCAUCUGUAAUGUUUAGUGAUAUUGUUGGUUUUACUAAAUUAUGUGGAACAUCAACACCACUUGAAGUUGUUAAUAUGUUAAAUAGUGUAUAUACAGGUUUUGAUGAUAUUAUUAAUAAAUUUGAUGCUUAUAAAGUAGAAACAAUUGGUGAUGCUUAUAUGGUAGUAUCAGGAAUUCCUGAAGAGAAUGGUACUAGACAUUUAGCAAAUCUUUGUGAUGUAACAUUAUGUAUUAUGGAAUUUUUACAAACUUAUAGAGUACCUCAUAAAAAAAAUGUUUCAAUAAAAGUAAGACUUGGUUUACAUACAGGACCAGUUGCUUCAGGUGUUGUUGGAGUAAAUGCACCUAGAUAUUGUUUAUUUGGUGAUACUGUUAAUACAGCUAGUCGAAUGGAAAGUACAGGAACACCAGAACAAAUUCAAAUUAGUAGUUUUUAUAAUGAAAAAUUAAACAAACAUUAUCCUGAAUUUGAUACAACAUUACGUGGAGUGAUUCAAGUAAAAGGAAAAGGAGAAAUAACAACAUGGUAUUUAGAAGGUAAAAAUGGAAAAAGAGUUACACCUAUAAUACCAAUAACUGGUACUUCUUAA